This is a messenger RNA of Argentina anserina (silverweed cinquefoil), 450 nucleotides long. RefSeq lists its product as uncharacterized. The transcript has a single exon. NCBI's taxonomy places the organism in Eukaryota, Viridiplantae, Streptophyta, Magnoliopsida, Rosales, Rosaceae. The record is from RefSeq and is a predicted model, not a curated record. Bases 1 to 450 code for a protein of 149 amino acids.
AUGUCACUAACACUGAAGCAGUACACACUACUUUCGGCCGAGGUGGCGGCGUACUGGGACAUGGCACUGGAUGGAAAACUGAUAGAUGGGCCGGAGGAGGCAGUGGCGAUUAAUAAUCCCUCGGAAGAUGGUGGUGUUGACCGAGUCAGAGGAAGGGCGGGGGGAGAAUCUGGAGGCGGAGAUGGAGCAGCCCGACGAGCGGCUGGUAAUUCAAAGGGUCGUGCCGGAAGAUGUGGCCGGGAGGUCGGGAGAAAUGCCGAGGGUGCUGGACAUUCCGGAGCCAUAAGCCGAGACAUUGGCCAUGUCAACCGCUGCGGCAGAGGUGUGCGUCCGACCGAGGGUGGAUGGCUUGCAGGUGCGGGAGCGGGUGGCCAAAGGGAGCCAGCGGCACAAGAGGACUCGAAGCAAGGGGAACCCAGAGCGGAGAACCAAGAAUGUGAGGUCCUCUAA